AAGUUUGCCCACCCCUGCGCUAACCACUGGAUCACCGGGGCGCCCCCUAGCUUUAUUAAAUAAAGGUAAUAAAUUGAACACAAACACAUAACACGCGACCUGCCGUUUGCCACAAUUGACACUGAGUAACUGAGCAGAGCCAAGUCGAUUCUUCGUUUGCCAACACUGAGAUCACACCGCAGAAGUCACAGUAACUACAUACAGUACUGCAGAACAUGAGGAUAGCCACGGUGCACCUCACAUGUAUUCAUAAUAUGUAUGCUUUCAAAUUACUGUAAGUGCUACUUUGUGGAUUUCGUGUGUGGCGUGGGGGUGGUCUGCAAUGUGAACCCUGCAAUAAAGCAGUCAUUACUGUAUGUUUAGCAUAAUCAAGUUUAAUCUAUAUACCGUAUGUAUGUGGGUGGCUUUGUCUUCUUGUUGGGUGCUGUCACCCUUCUGGAAAGACUGUUUUUUAUUUUUUUUUUUAUUCUUGACUGGAGAAUGGAGCCUACCCAAGCUGACCUCCCACCAAGAGUACACACUGGAUUGGUCGCGAGUCAAUCACAGGGCACAAAAAUUCACUCAGUCACGCUGAGCCUGAAUGGGAACUUAAAGCCACAUUGCCUGCACCCAAGUCAGCUCAUCAUGUCUCUCCUCUAUCGUCUCGUCCACCCGCUGUCUCUUUAAGAGGCAUCGACGUCGCAGUGGGCGCACUCGAUGUGGGCCCUUCACAGCUGCAGGAUGCGCUCGGAUCCGCAUCGACUGCUGCGUCUUCUCGCCCCGCUGCCAGCGAUGAGCCAACCGCAGCCUCGGUGUCGUCGUUGUCCAUGUGAGCCGCACGCUCGGGUCCGAGGCUUCUGACUAGAGUCAAGCAGCUAGCUGGAAGGACUCAGGGCCUCCCUCACGAGAGGCAGCAUGUCCUUAACUCUCACCCCAAGUAGGAAGCCCUCAUUAGGUCAGCGCAGGCGCUCGGCAGGAACGAGUGGCAGCAGCGGACGAUGCACCCACACUGACAUGUCCAGCACCAGCAACUACCCGCUGAAGGUCAAGGCGACUGAGGGCAGCCUAACACCUCGGGUCUAUCCGAGUACGCCAAGGCAUCAAGCAAAGCAUACGGUAUGUAGUGACAACCAUGGGAUCAGGCCUCCCGCCCCGGAGCAGUACCUCACACCCCUGCAGCAGAAAGAGGUGAGCAUACGACACCUGCGAGCCAGACUGAGGGACAACAUGGAGAGAUUACAACACAGAGACUACGAAAUAGAUGAGCUGAGGACUCAGUUGUACAGGAUGCAGGAAGACUGGAUCGAAGAAGAAUGCCACCGCGUGGAGGCCCAGUUGGCCCUCAAAGAGGCCCGCAAGGAAAUUCAGUACCUCCAAGAAGUGGUGGAGUCUGUGAGGUCCAACCUGGGUGCUUGGAAGCAAGACCACGACCACAAGCCAUACACGAGGUCCCAGGAGCCAAGGCUCGGCGGGAGGUCUCGAUCCUGCGGCUGCUCUCCCGCCAGCACGUUGACCCGCAGCCGGCACCUGAGCGGCGAGGCCCCGCAGGCCGAGUCAAGCCGAGCGCCACGCCACCCGCUGCUGGAAACGACUGCACAGCAGGACUGCGCCGAGGGGGCGCCGCCCCUCUUCCCUGGCUGUGACCGGCUGCGCCGAACGGGCGCCGCAGUAUCCAUCUCACACUCCUGCCAUUCUCUGGCAGGAAGCUGCUACCUCCCUCAUCAUCACUUGUUCCUGCACUUACCUCAGGAGGAGCCCCAGGAAACCAUUGCCUCUGCCAUGACUGCGCCCGCCGAUCCGGUCCCAAGUGCUCCGGCGGGGAGAAAGCUGGAGGUGCGCUCACGGGCCUGCAGCCCGACCAUGACCUGGGUUUCCCGCGAGGAAAGGGGCGCAGAGGAGCUGAGCAUCAUUUCUGCGGCAUCAAGGGACGUAACCCACGUGGAGCCCCUCGUAUUUUCGGCGGCUUUACCUCCUCUGUCUCCUCAAAAGAGGCCCUGUGUGUGCCAACCCCACCCCGUGACCCCCCUAAGGCAGGGAGCCGCCGUGCUGGAGACGGAGGGGGGUGGCAAGGAGGAAGCAGGAAAUGACGAUUUGCUUCAGAGUUGCCACUGGAGCCCGUACUUCCUGGUGGAUCUGUUGGCUUUGGCUGUACCGGUGGUUCCGACCUUGGCUUGGCUGUGUCGCGGGGACAUCGCACCCGUCUAUCAUAUCGGCUCCCUGCUGAGAGGGUGUUGCGCCGUGGCCCUGCACUCGCUCCGUCGGAGACGCGGCGGGGCAGGACGCGAAUCGGCCAGCGUGAGUGCAACACCCAUCUGAGUUGGCUUCUCAUCCCGCCACCCUUCCUCAAACUGAAUACCCAUUAUGGACAGGCUGCGCUCGUUACAUUUAGCUUAAAAAAUAUUUCCCAAAAACUGAUGUGAAUUUUUGGGAGUUACUUAUUUGUACACUGAGAGGAAUAGUUCUCAUCUUAAAGGUAUACAAUGGGCCUCCGUUAUUUGUUCGGGACAGACCCAACCACAUCUCGAAACACUUGUAUCUCAAAUAGCUUAUUCCCUUUGAAAUGAAUGAACAUGCCAAGAAUCCGUUGCAGCCUCCUCCUCCAAAACUGAAAUUUUGGAAUGUUUUUUUUCUUGAAGAGAAAAAUAGCAUUCUAUAAUAUUGUACUUUCUAAAAACACAAAGUAGUCUAGUAGUUUUUGUCAUACAUUUUUCCUUUUGGUGUGCAUAUCAUGGCCUCCCCGGGGCAGUAUUAUACAGACAUACAAGGAGACGUCCCAACUCCAUCCAUUUUCAACACUGCUUAUCCUGAAGGGGCCGGGGGUUGCUGAAGCCAAUCCCAGGUGACUCUGAGCAGAAGGCAGACCACACCCUGAACUGGUCAGCACUCAGUCGCAGGGCACAUGGACAGAAAAGCAACUGUUGACACCCACAUCCACACCGUCCCCGAGUGGGAACCGAUCCCACGCUGCCCGCACACAAGUCAGGCGGAUGUCCCACUACACCAUCAGUGACUAUGUCACAACUCCUCAGUAGUAAUAUGAUCAUUCUUUGCAAAAGAUAAAGACUACACGCCUGUGACAAUUGACAUGUUCUUUUUCUACUUGUGUUGCUUCUUAUGUUUGUUGCUUUAACAUAACACCACCACAGAGAGACCAUUAGUUUGCAUUAAGCUGGCUAUUUGGUCACACGCAACAUGGAAUCUUUCUAUUUUAUGUUGCGUUUGAGCUGGUAGGAGCACGGAUCAGAGUGAAGGGUUUUUGUUUUUUUAAGAAUUGUUCAUCAUUUGCCAAAAUGCUGCUUGUAGUGAAGUGAGUUGACGGCCAACCUACAGCCCUCGUACCGUUUUUGUGCUAGUGAGUCUUAAGCAAAAAAAAAAAUCAAAAACAUUUGCCUGUCUCUUGAAAACCUCAUAAGUCAGGUUACUCGCAUCGCAGGGCACACCUGAAGUUAAUUGUAAACCUAAAUGCACAAUCACUUUCGCCCACCUGAAAUGAUUGCCAGAUUUUUAAAAACGAUUUCUUGCAAGUGCCAUACGAACUAAAGUAGCAAGUUAAAAACUCCACAAUCAAGCACAUUUCAAAACUUCAUUUUGCAUGGCAAGAAAAGCAUACAAAUACAGUAUAUAAACUGAAGUCAGUUGAAGAAAAAAACUUUUCACUGCAUUGGUAGCAUGUUGAAGAACAUUUUAACAUUUCUAACAAGAGUUUUUCAAAUGUUUCAGCAGUGUGGCCAGGGUGACACAACACCAUAAGUGGUGAGCAUGCUCGUCGUGUGCGUGCCUCAUUCUUUCUCAUCCCAUCCGCAGACAGGGAUUCAGGAAAUAAAAUGCCCUCAGAUCCAGAACAAUGGCCAUCACACUCCGAAUCAAGCAGCAACAAGUCAAAAGCAAUGUUUUGCUGAGCUUGAUUGACUCGACGUCAGCAACCUGCGGCUCCAGAGCCGCUUGUGGCUCGUUCAUCCAUCUGCUGUGGUUCUCUGUGACUUUGAAAAAUAAAUAUUCGGACACAUAGACAAUGAAUAAUUUAUUUGAAAAGUCAAUGAACAUCUUUUUUCAGAGUUCAAAAUGUUUUUGUUAGAUGCAGAAAUGCUGCUUUACCUUUAACCAUUCAUUUCAUAAAUGUAACCCAAUGUUUUUUUUAAACAUACAAAUUUUACAAAACAAAACGAUACAUCCAGUUAUCAUCUCCUAAGAACUUUUAUCUCAUGGACUGAUUUGCAGUCCUACCUAACAGCCAGUCCAUGAUUAAUUGUCACCGAAUGGCAGACACCAUUUUGCAAUCUGCAAUUGAUGGCCAUACAUUCAAAUCCUAUCUAAAAAACACAACAACUAAAGUCUCUUAAUCCUUCACGAUUGUAAAUGUUUCCUUUAACUUUUUUGACUGUUUGUUCCUGCUUAUAUUACGAGUGUGUGUGCAAAAUUGGUGUCUGUGAACAUUUUUUCCCCCACAAAGCCAUGACUGUGGAUGCUACGAUUCACAAUGACUUCUCGGCCAUGUUGUUUGCUAACAAUGUUGUGAAAGUAAUGAUUUUGAUUUACAGUGAGUGUAAAAAUUCAGUGUUCUUUAUUUAACACAGCUUGUUUUAGAAUUUAGCUUCAGAUCAAUCGACUAUUUUUUCUUAAAAUAUGCAGAUAAUACAACUUAAUUGUGGCAAGGUAUCCAGAGAGGUCUGCUGCAUCCAUGUGAAAAUGGCACAAAAAUCCGAGAUAUCAAAAUUGUCUCCAAGGUGUUGGGGUGUUCAGAGGUUUGUCAGUGGCCACCACGUAGCUCCAUACCAGGGUCCAAGCAAAACGCUGUUCAAGCAGAUUAUUGGUGUCCUGUAGGACACUAUAUUGGCAACUUUUAGAACAGUUUGUUUUCAAACAUUUCGGGACAAUUUUUAUUUCACUUUUCUGUUCUACUACAUUCAUGUAGUUGGGGGAGAGGAGGUCAGUACUGUAUUCACUGAGCUGAUGUUUUUUGUGUUAUGUAUGUCACAAUGUCCGUGUUUGAAGUUGAGAAUUAUUUUCCAGAAUAUUUUGUUAGAAUGCCAAAAUGUGUGACUUGUGGGUGCUCCACUCUCCUCUUUCUUUUGUACACCAUUUCAUUUGUGCAUGAAACCCUGCAAAUUGCUUCUCAUUGUCAGUUUUGUGGAGACAUUUUCUACUCAGACGUAAUUUCCUAUGAACUAAAUAGAAGGCAAAUGAUCAUUUGUCAUGUACAGUAUUUUCUUUCCAAUAACAUUUCCAGAGGGAGACUAACUUGCAAAACUGUAAAAAGCUUUCCAGGUACCACUUAAUAGUUUGCGACAGUGUAAAAGCACCUAACUUUUUCCUCUUUUGCUCAGAAAUACUUGACCAUGUGUGUGUGUUAUUUAAAGACCAUGUGAUCCAUGACUUCAUGAAUGCAAAUGCUUUUGAAAGUAUUUUUAAGAUAACAUUUUGGGUCUAUUUUUCAACUGUUUUUAUUAUGUAUGGAAUGAAGCAGCGAGUUUGUUAAUAGUCAGCUACAACCGAGGAUAAAGUUCGACAUUCAAUGUCACAUCUGAGGAACGUUUCUCCAUAGCUUAUUUUUGUGCUCAUUUAGAAAAUCCUCAGCGCUUAAUAAAAGUGAGGUACAGUAACUAAUUUCAGCCUUACGCAAUAGAAAAGUACAUUGAUUUUGGUUUUCAGGGGUAGUUUUCUUGCUCAAUUCAACAUUGGUUGGAUCUGCACGUUGCACAAAAACAAUCUUUUUUUGGUUCAAAGAAUAUAAAUGUGCUGUAUAUACUAACCUGCAAAUGUACGACUGCUCCUGAAAUAUGAUCUGUCCUAAAGCAUUGAGACGCUUGCACUGACUGUACUCUUUUAUUGUGAAGAGUAAGAACAUAACGUAACAUCCACAGCUUGUAACAUAAAACUCCUUGAAAUAAACGCAAUCACAAACUGCAA
This is a messenger RNA of Hippocampus zosterae (dwarf seahorse), 5886 nucleotides long. It is a transcript of the gene snpha, whose product is annotated as syntaphilin. The transcript has 6 exons. Gene Ontology annotation, cellular component: mitochondrion; cytoplasmic microtubule. The record is from RefSeq and is a predicted model, not a curated record. Gene Ontology annotation, biological process: neuron differentiation. NCBI's taxonomy places the organism in Eukaryota, Metazoa, Chordata, Actinopteri, Syngnathiformes, Syngnathidae. The coding region runs from base 895 to 2295 and encodes 466 amino acids.